AUGGCCCGACAGGUAGACGCGGCUCGCAGCCUUCCCAUCGCCCCGCACUCGGGGCGGGCCCAGAGUCCCCGCUUCCCCCCAAGCCCCUUCCCCGGGGCGGCUUUCCGCCGACGUCCGAGAGGAGAGGCACGGGCUCGGUCCAGGGAGGCCGGUCUCCCCUUUCGGCAAGGCAAAGAGAGACCUGCGUGCGGGGGUCUCUCCGCCUCUCCUCCGCCGGACACAGGACACAAAGCCCAGGCUGCUCCUUCCUUCAUCGCGAUCGCGCUUCGCUUCCGUCUCCCCGCCCGGCAGAGGCGAGGGACCGAGUGUGACGGGGACGGCUGGGCGCGAGACCCGGGCGGGAGACGAGGACGGCGCGGGCGGGCGGGCGGGCGGGCGGACGGGGCCUCGUCUCGUCUUUUCGGCUCAAGAUUCCCAAAGCCGCGCCCGCGCCCGCCGCGCCCCGCCCCGCCCUGCCUUCCUCUCCCGCGGCCGUCCGGCCGGCCGGGAAGAGCCCAAGCGCUCGCUCGCUCGCUCGCUCGCUCCCCAGGGACCCACCCGGCGCGGCUCUCCUCCGCCAGCGAGCGAGCGAGCGUCUCCGGGGUUCGCAGGGCGCUCCGCCGCGGUGGGCGCCUCGCUUCGCCUCAGCCCGCGGCGCGCGGGGCGGACCCGGGCAGGGCGGGCGGCCACGAGGCCGGAGCGCGCCGCGCCGCGCCGCGCCGCUCCCUCGGCCGGCCCGACCCCCGGGGCGCGCCCACAGGCUCUCCCGCCCCCGCGGCCGGGAAGGCAGCCGACCCACCUGCCCGGCCUCGGCUCGGCCCCGCGCCCCGCGGCCCCGGGGAGCGGCUCCGGCCCGGGCCCCGCCUCGCGCCUCCGGGCUGCAGUUGCGGGCUGCGGGCUGCCUCCACUCCAGGCCCCGACCGCGCAGGAAGGAGCCUUCGCCCUCCUCCUCCUCCUCCUCCUCCGCCCGCUCCCGGCGCCCGCGCCCCGGCCCCGGCCCCGGCGCCCGGCCAGUUCCGGCCUCGGGCGGGCUUCCCGGCCCUCGCCCGCCCGGCCCCGCCGACCGCGCCGGCUGCUGUCACCGAGGGGCCCGCCCCGCCCCGCGCGCGGCUCACCGGGCCCAGCUGCUGCGCGCGCGCCGACGUCCCCGGGAGCUGCGGACCAGACCGAGCGCGGCGCUCCGAGCCUCCGACCGCUGCUGCCGCCGCCGCCCGCCCGCUCUGCCUCGGCCCCCGGCCCCCGGCCCCGGCCUCUGCCUCUGCCUCUGCCUCGCCUCUGGCUCCCGGCGCCGCCGCCGCCGCCGCCGCCGCCGCGGCCCCGCCCCCGCGCCGCGCCGUAGCCAAUCAGCGCGCCGGGUACGCCCACUUCCGGGUGACGCCCCGGCCCGGCCCGGCCCGGCCCGCCGCGCGCGCGCCCCCGCCGGUCGCGCCGGGGUCUGCAGCCGACCGGGUCGGGUCGUGGCGGCGGCGGCCCGGACGGCGGGAGGAGGAGGAAGAGGAGGAGGAAGAGCAAGGCGCCGCCCCGCCCGCCGAAGGCCACGCCCCCCGGGCCCGAGCGAAGCCCUCGCCUCCUCCGAACCCGGCGCGGGGUUGGUUCUUCGAGCCCGGGCCUUUCGCCGCCCGCCCCGCCCCGCCCCGCCCCGCCACGCAUCAGAGACCCGGAGCCGCCUUCAGAGCCCCACGUCGGCGCGUACAAGACUCUCGGCCCCGCCCUCGCCCCGCCCAGCCCAGCACGUCUAAAGCCCGCGGCCCUCGCUCGGGUCUCCGCCCUCACGUCUUCGGCGCCACCCAAACCCCGCCCCGCUCCUCGAAGGCCCGCCCCCGCCCGGCGAAGGGAGGAGAUUCCCCAGGGCCCGCCCCCGGUUCUCACAGCCACGCCCCACGGCGCCUACAAGGCCCGCCCACCGGCCCGCCCACUGCCCGGUUAAAGGCGGAAACGUUCCAAACCCCGCUCCCCCAUCCGGAGCCCCGCUCAUGGCCCACUAGCCACGCCCUCUUCUGCCUUGACCUCCCCUUGCGGCUGUCCUGCUCCCAACUCUGGGGUGACACCCCAUGGAGCAUUGAGGAAACUGGGCCUAAUUCCAGCCUGUCUGCGGGGCUGGAGAAAAAUGCCGUCGAUUCACCCACCUCACGGAUCUUUGCAGGACCCCGUCUAGCUACAAGACUUUCCAGGCGGUGCUUCACUGAAGACUUAGCAGAACCGCAGCUGCCGUGGCCAAGCGGGGCCUCCGUCUUCCGCCUGCAGGGAACCCUGUUAAUCACUAACAACAAAGGCCCAGGCAAGAGGCACCCAGUGCCAGCAACUCAGUGCCAGCAGACCCCAGGCACCCUGCGGCCUUCGGACCCAGCCGAGAAAGGCCUCACCAUCCCCACCACAGCUUCAAGGCAGCACCCAGCACCCCCUGGGUCCACCUGA
Molecule: messenger RNA, 2394 nt
Organism: Suncus etruscus (white-toothed pygmy shrew)
Lineage: Eukaryota; Metazoa; Chordata; Mammalia; Eulipotyphla; Soricidae
Product: basic proline-rich protein-like
Exons: 9
Coding region: 1-2394 (797 amino acids)
Source: RefSeq, a predicted model, not a curated record